Molecule: messenger RNA, 666 nt
Organism: Pediculus humanus corporis (human body louse)
Lineage: Eukaryota; Metazoa; Arthropoda; Insecta; Psocodea; Pediculidae
Product: Casein kinase II subunit beta, putative
Exons: 4
Coding region: 1-666 (221 amino acids)
Cellular component (GO): cytoplasm; protein kinase CK2 complex
Molecular function (GO): protein kinase regulator activity
Source: RefSeq, a predicted model, not a curated record
AUGAGUAGCUCUGAAGAAGUGUCUUGGAUUUCAUGGUUUUGCGGUUUAAAAGGCAAUGAAUUUUUUUGCGAAGUCGAUGAAGAUUAUAUACAAGAUAAGUUUAAUUUGACCGGUUUAAACGAAUUAGUUCCACAUUACAGACAAGCUUUGGAUAUGAUAUUAGAUUUGGAACCAGAUGAUGAAAUAGAUGACAAUCCUAAUCAGUCAGAUUUAAUUGAGCAAGCUGCAGAAAUGCUAUAUGGACUCAUUCAUGCUAGAUAUAUAUUAACCAAUCGAGGAAUUGCACAAAUGAUAGAAAAAUAUCAAAGCGGAGAUUUCGGGUGUUGCCCAAGAGUUUAUUGCGAAAGUCAACCGAUGUUACCUAUUGGUUUAUCCGAUGUACCUGGUGAAGCUAUGGUUAAAUCAUAUUGUGCUAGAUGUAUGGAUGUUUACACACCUAAGUCAUCUCGUUACCACCAUACGGAUGGAGCAUAUUUUGGAACAGGAUUUCCUCAUAUGCUUUUCAUGGUUCAUCCAGAAUACAGACCUAAAAGAUCUAGUAACCAAUUUGUUCCAAGGUUAUACGGUUUUAAAAUUCAUCCUUUGGCUUAUCAAAUACAACAACAGGCGGCAACAAAUUUUAAAGCUCCUAUUCGUACGUUGGUUUAUAAUAAUGGCAAACGCUGA